AUGGCCAUAGAUGAACCUGAAUUUCUACUGUUUGGAGCAGCCACAAAUGCUGCAGCUUGGGGCCAUCAGCUAGGAUUUCCAUCAUCCUCCAUGCUGCCAAAUGCCAGCCCUGCCUGGCCAUCACUCAGCAUGCUUGCACCAUCCUGGGACUCCCCACCACUUUCACCAGAGGUGCAGCCAUCUGCUGCUGAUCAACAAUGGGAGUUGUGGCAAGCAAGUCAUUCCAUGCCAUCCUUGGCUGCCAUUGCACCUAGCUGGGAUUCACCAACAUCUUCCCCAGCAGUCUCACCCCCACCUAGAUCAACACCAGCAUCUGCACAGAUUCCACAGACUGAGCCAUCUCCCCUGGAGCAUGGAUGUAUGGAUGAGCAGUUAUAUGGUGUGGCAGCCUCUGAGCCACAGCCCAUCCUGGCUACAUCACAGCAACCAUCUCCACAGCCUACAGCCACUGAUGCUGCCACUGUGACUUGGGUAUACAAGAAAUUCAUGACAAAGGGCCAAUUACAACAUUGGAAAAAGCAUGGCAACUUGCAGUUCUUCUCUCAGGACUGGCUGAUGAACACCCACUGUCACACACCAAAGGUGUUUGGUGAGGUGGACAUGGAUACAGCUGAUGAAUGGAGAUGAAGACCAUAGCCCUCAUGUGAAGAAGGACAGCCAGAAAUGUCAGCAGUCAUCCCUCACACAAGAAUGAGUCAUCAGUGCCAAAGAAAAAGAAAGGUGCUCAGCCAUGCAAUCCUACCUUCCAAAAUUGGAAAGGAUUUGCACACUCUACAUGUUUCUACAGCACUCCCUCCAAAAGACUCUCAUUUUGCUAAUUCUUCUGAUAUGGCCA
Messenger RNA from Pisolithus orientalis, 835 nucleotides. RefSeq lists its product as uncharacterized. NCBI's taxonomy places the organism in Eukaryota, Fungi, Basidiomycota, Agaricomycetes, Boletales, Pisolithaceae. The transcript has 4 exons. The record is from RefSeq and is a predicted model, not a curated record. Bases 1 to 627 code for a protein of 208 amino acids.